Physcomitrium patens is the source of this 1967-nucleotide messenger RNA. Its product is annotated as thioredoxin-like 4, chloroplastic. The record is from RefSeq and is a predicted model, not a curated record. Gene Ontology annotation, cellular component: chloroplast. NCBI's taxonomy places the organism in Eukaryota, Viridiplantae, Streptophyta, Bryopsida, Funariales, Funariaceae.
CCUGCGUGCUUGCGUUUGUCAGGAAAGCGGUAGAUAUUUCACCCACUGCUCGUGAAUCGUUACGAGUUUCGUGGCUUCAGGUUGGAGGAGAUUGUGGUGGAUCAAAGGUGACGUUUUCCCUCGUACCCAGUUGUAGAUUCGGUGUUUGUGCGUUGGAGCAGUUUUGGGUGGUUCUGUUAGCCAGCGAUGGUGAUCCUGUGGCGAGUGUAGGAUCGGGGAACGAGGAGAGGGCAAUCGACGAGAUUUGGCUCUGUGGUGCGCAUGCAUCGAGGAACUUGCAUUCGAAAGCGGUGCAGUGUUCUCGCGUUUGGUUGGAACUCUGCCGAAAAUUUGAUUGCAACAGGGGAUCGUAGGUUUUGGGCCGAGUCCUUGUGAGUUGGUGUUAGGGAUGCUUGAAUGUUUGUUUAGUGGAUUCUGAACUGGUCCUGCCAGAGUGGACUUAUUUUGCUCUGCCGCUUUUGUGUAGUGAGGCCGUUAAGAGGAUCAUUAUUUUUGGGAGAAGUAAUGCAUGUGGAGUUUUGGAUUCGUUAAGUCGGUUUGUAAACCUCGCAUGUCUUUCUGGAGUGACAACAGUGGCUGUUGUGACUUGUUCUCCACGCCAGAUUGUUGUUGAGCGGCAGGCUGCAGGACUUACUCAGUAUCGGACAUUAGAGUUUUUUUGAAUUUAGAGUCUGAUCAGAAUUUUGAAUCCCUUUUUCUCUGUUCGAGGGAAUUCGAAUUGUGGAGUUAUCUGAAUAAGUAUUUUAAUAGUUUGUCUACUUUUUUAAAGUACUGUACAGUAAAAGUCCUGUUAGAGAACAGGAUUCUGCUGCCCUUCAAUAUGCGAUAGAAUCCAAAGAGAAUCAUUUUACAGCUGCUAGCUAGCCUUUCCUGUAAGUUCAUCCUUUACAUUUUCGUUUGAUCAGUGAUCAAUUUAGAAAGCAGGCUGUACAGUUAUAUUUUUCUGGCGAUGAGUUAAGCACGGAUUGAAGCUUUUGAAGCGGUUCGCCAUUUGAACCUGCAUAAUUCAUUGCUUUGCUCAAGUCAUAUAUUUGUCCAAUAUUGGCUACAAAUGGAGGCUCUUUCUGUUGGCGGAAUUCAUGCGGGUCCAAUUUCUUCAAGUUUCAUUUACAGCAAGCCUGAAAGUCAUUCACCAUUAAAAAAAUCAUCGACAUGCCAAGUUUUUGCUCCAAACUCUUCUUCUUUUCUCGGUUAUAAUCCUUUUCCGAAAGGUCUUCUCUUUUCUUACUUUUUGAAACGCAAGGAAGGACGUUUUGAGAGCAGAAGACCAUCGGCUUUGUUGAAUUCGCAUGAAUACAAAAAACAGAAACUGGAGAAGACACUUCAGAAGGACAUUGAGUCCGGUGUUGAUAGUGACAACGACGAGGACCUGUGUCCAAUUGAAUGUGUUCGCGAGAUCAAUACACUAAAUGAGCUGGAACACGUUGUCCAGGACUCAAAGACUUCGGGUUCCUUAGUCGUUGUUGAUUUCUUUCGAACUUCGUGCGGGAGCUGCCGAUACAUCGAGAAAGGAUUUCAGAAGCUUUGCAAAGGAGCUGGGAAUGGAGAAGCUUCUGUUGUAUUUCUUAAACAUAAUGUGUUUGAUGAGUAUGAGGAGCAAUCUGAUAUAGCUGAGAAAUUCAGAAUUAAGGUUGUGCCGCUGUUCCAUUUCUACAAGAACGGAGAGCUUGUAGAAUCCUUCCCAACCCGUGAUAAAGCGAGAAUUCUAGAGACCAUCUACAAACACUUGGGCGUUGAUCAGACAAUUGAAGAGUGGAGUGACAUUCAUGGCCUCAAAUAACAGAGUUCUGAGCUUGAUUACCUUCCGUGCUUUGUCUUUAACAUUCUGUAAUUUCAUUUAACCUGAAGAAUUAGCUGUGCAAAUGAUGUGCACCUCAUUCAUCCGUGUCUGAUGGCUAGUUACAUGGUGCAUUCGGGUGUUGUUUUAAUCUGUCGCUGCUUUUAAAUGGAAGUUUAAUUUGAUAUUA